Molecule: messenger RNA, 1189 nt
Organism: Prunus persica (peach)
Lineage: Eukaryota; Viridiplantae; Streptophyta; Magnoliopsida; Rosales; Rosaceae
Product: tubulin-folding cofactor B
Exons: 7
Coding region: 74-805 (243 amino acids)
Biological process (GO): cytoplasmic microtubule organization; post-chaperonin tubulin folding pathway; tubulin complex assembly
Cellular component (GO): nucleus; cytoplasm; microtubule plus-end
Molecular function (GO): alpha-tubulin binding; microtubule plus-end binding
Source: RefSeq, a predicted model, not a curated record
UUAAUCCAGUUUUACAGUGAACCUGGAUUAGAGCGAAGUGCUAGAGCUGCUCACAGCUUUCGCACUCACGAAAAUGGCGACUCGGUUACAGAAGAUCGAGGGAGACGAGUCCGUACUGUUGCGCGUAACUCAUUCGAACCUCAAGACCUUCUCCGCCGAUAUCCGCUUCUCCCUCCAGAGCUCUGUGGAGUCCGUCAAGGACAAGCUAUGGCGUAAAUGCGGCACUUCUGUAGAUUCCAUGUCGCUCCACCUCUACGACGAGGCCAACACCCAAGUCUCCAUUUUGGACGACAACUCCAAGCCCCUAGGCUUCUAUUCCCCUCACGACGGCUACCGGCUACAUGUUAUAGAUCUGGACCCUUCAUCAGUGACCUCUGGUGGGUGGCUUGAGGACACAUCGUUGGUGGAGAAGUACACUAUUUCUCAAGAAGCUUAUGAGAAACGAGAUGGGACUUAUAGAAAAUUUAAGGACAAAUUGGCAUCUCAGAACCCAUCAACUUUUGAGAAUAAAAUACCAGAGAACUAUAUGGAAGAUCUCCGCGUGAAUAUCAAGGUAGGAGAUAGAUGUGAAGUUCAACCAGGGGAUAAAAGAGGUGUUGUUAAAUAUGUUGGUCGGGCAGAAUCUCUGGCUCCUGGUUUCUGGAUUGGAGUUCAAUAUGAUGAACCAUUGGGAAAGCAUGAUGGCAUGGUGAAAGGAACACGAUAUUUCAAUUGCCCCCCACUUCAUGGUGGAAUGGUUCGGCCAGACAAAGUAAAGGUUGGUGACUACCCUGAACGAGAUCCAUUCGAGGAGGAUGAAAUUUAAGCAGGUCUUAGAGAGAGUACCUAUAUACUUCAUGAUUCUACAAAACCUUUUUGGGGAAAUCACCCUGAAGUUUCCUUAAUUAGUUCAAAUUGUAAUAUUAUUGGGAGGUAGUUAAAGAGGACCUGUGUUUGACUAUGCUAGCCGUGGUAGUUUAUAUGCUUAGCAGCUAGUUGAGAGGAAACCAUGUGAAAAAAGAGAGUGAAGAAACAAUGAUGUUGUUGAGAUCCUUCUUAUUGGGUUUUGUUCUUAUUUUGUUUGUCUCAGUUCUUCCCUUCUACGAGAGAAAGAAGUUAAAGAAUCAAGGUGUAGUAAUUGAGGUCUUCCUGAAGAAGUGAAAUUUGUAACCAAAAAAGUGGAGUAAAUUGGACAAGACACCAUUCUAUA